AUGUCGCCAGGGACCCUCUGGAACCUGGUGAACGGCUGGUUACCUGCAUCAGGGCAAGAAAUUCCCUCAAUUGCAUUGGCCUACCGGGUUGGAAUUGAGACGGCACGUCUAUGCACUCACCUGUCCUGUCGCGCUCUCUGGGCACGACUCAAGGACCACGUCAUGAAGACGCCUACCACAGCAGACUGGGCACAUGUUCUUGAAGGUUUUGCCUCGCGGUGGCAGUUCCCCAACUGCUUGGGAGCUGUUGAUGGCAGCAUUGUCGCAGUCGUCUGUCCUCGGAAGUCUGGCAGCACAUAUUUCAACUAUAAGGGAACAUUUUCCAUAGUAUUGAUGGCAGUCGUUGACAGUGAAUGCAAGUACGUGCUCAUUGAUGUGGGCGCCGAAGGUCGGCUAAGCGAUGGAGCGACAUUCAAGAACUUUGGCUUUGGCCGUGCCCUCAGUCAUGGCCAACUUGACAUCCCCUCGCUUGGGCGACUUCCAGGCACAUCAACAAACGCCCC
This is a messenger RNA of Dermacentor silvarum, 503 nucleotides long. RefSeq lists its product as uncharacterized. NCBI's taxonomy places the organism in Eukaryota, Metazoa, Arthropoda, Arachnida, Ixodida, Ixodidae. The transcript is spliced from 4 exons. The record is from RefSeq and is a predicted model, not a curated record. The annotation marks the transcript as partial.